CAGGGUACUUUAGAACAGCACAGUGUUAAUAUUCCUAAAACUACAAUCAACAUUAAAGGUGAUCUCUUUGAAAUUGUUAAUUCUCUUGAAGCAGAAAAAUCAAGAAAGCAACAAUGCAGUGCCCGGAAGAUUCUGAUCCUCCUUUUUGCUGCUGGAGUUGUCACGGGGACAGCGGUGGGAGUUUACAUAUUAGUGCAGUAUUUGAUGAAGCCCCUCAUUUACCAAGGUUCCAUUUCAUUACAAGAUGCUGAGGUGACCUCUCGAUGCAAUGACACUGAAAACAACGAAGUGGCUACAGUUCCACGCAGAAAAGUAUCUUUCAGAAUAAACACAGAAACCUUCUUGUUGGAAGUACAGGUGGAAUAUAGACAAGAAUGGCUCCUAACCUGCCAUGAAGGAUGGAACUCAGCUUGGGCAACACUUGUAUGUAAA
Molecule: messenger RNA, 432 nt
Organism: Staurois parvus
Lineage: Eukaryota; Metazoa; Chordata; Amphibia; Anura; Ranidae
Source: the annotation of a GenBank genome assembly